This is a messenger RNA of Alnus glutinosa, 2027 nucleotides long. RefSeq names its product common plant regulatory factor 1. NCBI's taxonomy places the organism in Eukaryota, Viridiplantae, Streptophyta, Magnoliopsida, Fagales, Betulaceae. Bases 337 to 1635 code for a protein of 432 amino acids. Gene Ontology annotation, biological process: regulation of DNA-templated transcription. The transcript has 13 exons. Gene Ontology annotation, cellular component: nucleus. Gene Ontology annotation, molecular function: sequence-specific DNA binding; DNA-binding transcription factor activity. The record is from RefSeq and is a predicted model, not a curated record.
CUACUUCCUCUUCGCCACCAUUUGUUUAUUUCUUCAUCCUCUGUGAAAGCCCAAACUCUUUUUCUCUGGUUUUAGAGAGAGAAAGCCGAGUCAAAAUGCGGAGGGUGAGAAACUAGGGGGUCAACACCUUUCGUCAUAUUUACGUCUUUGCCAUUGGGGGUAGUUGAAGCUCUGAGAGUCAUUUUUCUGUUUUCGAAAUUCCUUACACUGUUUGGCUUUGGGAUGUCACGAGGUGGAGAUUUGGGAUUCGAGAGUUGAAGUCGUGUGAGUUAUAAAUCAGAGGAAGGUGAAGGAUUUUGUUACAUAAUUCAAAUCAAGAUUUUCAAAGUGCUUGUCAUGGGAAACAAUGAAGAGGGGAAGUCUUCUAAGCCCGAAAAAUCAUCUUCACCAGCAACACCAGAUCGGACUAAUCAGACCAAUCAGACCAAUAUUCAAGUCUAUCCUGAUUGGGCGGCCAUGCAGGCAUAUUAUGGCCCCAGAGUUGCUCUUCCACCAUAUUACAACUCCACAGUCGGUUCAGGUCAUGCUCCUCACCCAUACAUGUGGGGCCCAGCACAGCCUAUGAUGCCACCUUAUGGGACGCCUUAUGCGGCAAUUUACCCACAUGGAGGCGUUUAUGCACAUCCUGGAGUUCCUCUUGGAUCACAUCCUCAUGGUCAAGGGAUUCCAUUAUCACCCGCUCAGGCUGUGACUCCUUUGGGCAUAGAAACACCUACAAAAUCGGGAAAUACAGAUCGAGGUUUAAUGAAAAAAUUGAAAGAGUUUGAUGGGCUUGCAAUGUCAAUAGGCAAUGGUACUGCUGAGAUUGCUGAGGGUGAGGCUGAGCAUAGGCUGUCACAGAGUCUGGAGACUGAAGGUUCCAGUGAUGGAAGUAGCGGGAAUACUGCCAGGGCAAAUCAAACCAGAAGGAAAAGAAGCCGUGAGGAAACACCAACUGCUGGUGCCGCUGGCAGUGAUGGCAAGACUGAGGCACAGGCCAGUUCAGUUUCUGCUAAGGAGGUAAAUUCAGCUCCUGAUAAGCCCUUGGGUGCAACUGUUACUCCUGCUAGUGCUGCUGGAAAUUUGGUUGGAACUGUUGUUUCUCCUGGCAUGACAACAGCAUUGGAGCACAGGAACACUCCUAAUAUGAAUACCAAGACAACAACUAAUAGUGUCCCACAGCCCUGUGCAGUAUUGCCUCCUGAAACAUGGAAUGAAAGGGAGGUAAAACGAGAGAGGAGGAAACAGUCUAAUCGAGAAUCCGCUAGAAGGUCCAGGUUGAGAAAGCAGGCUGAAACUGAAGAACUUGCACAUAAAGUCGAAUCCUUGAAUGCGGAGAAUGUGGCAAUAAAAUCUGAAUUAGAAAGAUUGACAGAAAACUCAGAGAAACUGAGGCUAGAAAAUGCAACCUUAAUGGAGAAACUGAAAAAUGCAAAACUAGGACAGACAGUAGAGAGUAGUUUGAACAGCAUUGACGACAAGAGAGGGGUACCUGUUAGUACAGAAAACCUAAUGUCAAGAGUUAAUAAUUCGGGUCCCAUUGAUAGGAGCAUCGAGGAAAAGAGUGACAUGUACGAGAACAACUCAAACUCUGGUGCCAAGCUGCAUCAACUCUUAGAUGCGAGUCCCAGGGCUGAUGCUGUGGCUGCUGGCUAGUCAAGGAACCAGCAUCGCUGCAGUUUUCUAAUCAUGUGGUUUUGGCAAUAUUACAAGUCCAGAAUUGCUGCUAACAGUAAAAGCAGAAGAAUGAAACAAACAGGUGAAUAGGAUUUGUACAUGUGAAAAUGCAGACACUAAUUAUUACUUGUAAGUUAGUCUUUUCAUGUCUGAACUGAUUGAUGUGUUGUCAGCAUUAAGAGUGCGUGGAUAGCCACUGAAGGUAAUGUACAUUGAAGAGUUAGAGAUAUUUAGCUGUGGGGAUCAAGGCGUGUGAACAUAUCGUAUGUAUCUGCUUGUGCAAUUUUUACUUGAUACUGAUUUCGGCCUGUCAUGGUAUGUGAUUUGACAAGGUCUGGAUGUCUUUUAUGGUAUUAUCUAUUAACUUCAAA